GUUAAUCGCUGCGAGACAGCAAAGUGGGGGAAAUGCCCCCGAUAUCUGUUUACGCCGCUAAUGCUAAUGCUAGCAACUGUACCUUAACGGGACGCUCUGACCUGCUUUGUUGUUCAAAGGAAAUGCCGCGACCUAAGAUAUAAACACGACCCGGCAGCUGGGAAACAAGGUCCUUUUUUUCUUGGCCGCAGUAUCUUUCAAGACAAAGCACAAUGUCUUGCCGGGACAUUCACGCCACCAACGCCUUUGCCUUCAUCAUCGCCUUUGUGUCUGUGGCUGGCUUGGCCGUGGCAGCGUUAGUCCCUCAGUGGCGCGUGACCCGUCUGGUCACCUUCAAUCGCAACGCCAAGAAUAUCAGCGUGUACGACGGGCUGUGGACGAAGUGCGUCAAGCAAGACGGCUAUUCAGGAUGCUAUUACUAUGAUGCAGAGUGGUACUCCAAAGUGGACCAACUGGACCUGAGGUUGCUUCAGUUCUGCGUCCCUGCGGGACUGGCCUUUGGCUCUCUGGCCCUGCUGCUGUGCAUGGCCGGCAUGUGUAAAACCUGCUGCUGCUCCGACAAGCCCGAACCGGACAUCAAGGGCCUCCGCUUCUUGGUGAACAGUGCCGGCUGUCACCUGGUGGCAGGCGCGUUUCUCUUCCUGGGCGGCGCCAUUGCUAUCGCACCCUCUGUGUGGUUCCUGUUUGGUACCAAGGAGCUGAACAAGAAAUACGACAACAUUUUCUCUGAUGGCUUCGCUCCGUACGUGUCCAUAGGCUGCUCCGGAGGAUUGAUGCUGGCCGCCCUGUUCAUGUUCAUGUGGUACUGCAUGUGCAAGAAGCUGCCCUCGCCAUUCUGGUUGCCCCUUCCCUCUAUGUCCACCUCCGCGUCCACCCAGCCGCUCACGCCCAACGGAUUCCCACCGUCGCCGGUUUAUGCUCCUCAGCCCAUGCCGCCUCAGGCCCAUCCCCCCACAGUGAUUGACACACAGCAGUACGUGCCCACUCAAGGUUACAUUCAAAGCGUGGCCGCCCCCGCACCACCGCAAUUGUACGUGUCUCAGAUUCCUGCUCUCGAUGGUUAUGGCUCAGAGGUGGGACGGACCCAGGCCUACAGCUACGCACCCUCGCAGACCUACGCGCCCUCCCAAAGCUACGCCCCCUCACACAGUUACGCGCCCAGCUACGCCAGCCACCGCUACUCCACACGCUCACGGAUGUCGGCCAUUGAGAUUGACAUUCCAGUGGUGACACAGUAAGAAAUGUCUUUUCAGUUUACAUUCAUGUUAUCAUUCUCUGAGAGGUUCAUCUUAAAUUAAUGCUCUCUAUGGGCCUGACUAAAUCGUAGAAGUGAGCACGAGUGAAGAGUUCUGGAUGUAUUUUAUGAUAUGAAGGAAAAUUAAAAAAUUCCAGGGUGCACAGAAGAGUAUGUCUUGGGAGAAUACUAAAAUUCAGCCCCUGGCCAUGAAUGAGUGCCUACAAACUAACUACACUGAAUGCCAACUAUUUAUUGGUUUUCUUGGUACAGUGGAACCUUCAAAGUCAAACACCCCAAAAGCAAUGCAAUUUGGAUUUUAACCUUUUUUUAUUUUGUUUUUAGAAAGAUAUAGUGAUACAUUUAUUUAUUUUUUUUAGUCGACUUAAUUCACAACAAACAGUUUGUAAAAUAAUCUGCAAAUAAGGCUUCAAGAUGUGUAGUGACACUUUUUUAGUGGGAAAAAAAAAACUUCGAAGAACCUCACUACUUUCAACGUCCACAAUCUUAAUGCAAAACAGACCUGGUGUUAUAACACUUUAAGCAAUGGAUAUUUGAGCACAAACGGUAGAACAACACCACAUAGACAGACAAUAUCACAAUUUUCACGGCCAUAUUUUGUAUAUCCUCUGUAAAAAAAAAAAAAAAAAAAAAAAAUAAUAAUACUAUAACUGCAACUUACUGAGUCAUUUAGCUGUGAUAGUCGUCUUUGUCUGAAUGACAGUAUAAAAAGGCCUCUUGGCCACACAUUAAUGGGGAGCAUAAGGCUUGAAACACAACAUGGCAUUUGCAUUAAUUUCACUGGCCAAAGAUGAUUUGUGAUACAAGUGUUUUGAGCCCGGUCACGGAACAAAUGAAACUUUUAUGCCAAGGCAUGCGACAAAUUUUGGGUUGUGUAUGAAACCACCGUCACGUGAUCUGAUACGUGUUAUCAGCAGAUUUCAAGAGACUCCAAAUUAUGUAACAUCAAAAUCAUGUUACUAUCUGCUUGCUUAGCUUUUUAUUUGGGCUUUAAACUAAGUAUUACAGGGAUGUGAUUUGACUGAGUAAAAAAAAGACAGAAAAAUAGCUGGGGUUCAGGGGGCUGCAAACAUGAUCAAAGGAUGAUCACCAAUUUUAACAUGCAAUUUUUCUAAAUUGUAUUAUGAAUGAAAUAUAUGUCGUACAUCUAUAAAUAAAUGAAUUUUUUCAAAAUGUACACAAUGUUCAUUAUUUUUCAAAUUACAAAUUCAAAUACAAAUUCAACCGAGUAAACUACUAGAAGUGAAACUAAAUUUAAUUCAGAUUUGCAUCAUGGCAUGCAAGCGUGCUUUCAUAGCAUGUAUAUCGUAUCUAUUCAAAAACGUUUUAAUUUCUUGUUUUCGUAAAUAAUUGAAAUGCAUGAAUUUGACCACAAUUAUUACUGUCAUGUUUUGGUGUCAGCAAAUAAUACUGACAUUUUUACAAGUAAUUGCUUCUGAACUCUCACCUCGUUAUUGACUACCCUAUCUACAACUGGGGUUAGUUGUUUCGGUGUUCCACAUUCGACCAAUCAACAGACGAGUAUCAAAUUUUCAGCCUAACUUGCAAAAGUCGGAUCAGAAAAUGAACCGAGUGUGGAUUCUGGCACGGGUUACAGUCGGAAUAGUGCAGAAAAAAAUGUUUUGUUUUUUUUUUAAUCUAUGUAAUUUAAAAAGACUGAAUUCCACCUAUAAACAGAAAAAUCACUUGUCUGGUAUUACCUGUAAAAGCCGACUCUGGCAGUCUCUCUGUUGUUGCAACUUUUGAUGUCGCCACAUGGGCUCACUCACAUGAUUAUUUCCGUUAUACAACCUGUAUAUUUUUUUUAUCUGGCUUGGGAAUUGACUCAAACCUGCCCCAUCUGAAUGAAAGGCGCCAGCAUCUCCCACCUGACUGCAAGUGGGCUUUCUUUUUUUAUGUGUUACAUUGUAUAUAACUUUUAAACUUGUACAACACUGUUACGUUAAGAUUUUCACAGGUGUUUGAUUUGAGGUUCCACUGUACAGGGCCAAUUUGUCAUGAUUCCAUGCAUGUACAAUUACCUUUGGUAGCCUUUCCACUGAAUGGCAACUACUGUAUUCUGCUGUUACAUUGAAUGCUGAAGAGUCAGAAAUUGACUUCAGGAUGAAGGUGCGUGAGAUCACUACUAUUACUUUUCUGUAACAUGAAUCACUGUUUAUGUGGAACACCAAUACACUUAUUGUGCGUACUAAUGAGUACAUUGCGUGCCAGUUUACAAUGAAUGUUUUUUUGUGUUCUCUUGUGUGUUACUGUAUGAAUUCUAAUCCGAAAUGACACUAUGUAAAGAAUGAUACUUGAUGGAAGUAUGUUUUUACUUAAAAUAUUGUAGGAAAAAGCACCUGUAGUGCUUUAUGAAGUUUUAAACAGUCCUGAACAGAUUGUUGUUUUUUGCAUAAUGAGCACACGUAGCAUUUUUAUUGACAAAUGCCUAUCAUUUUAUUUUGUAAUAGAAGUCAAGGAAAAAUCUUUUUCUACCCUCACUUUUUUCCUAUUAAACAAUAUAC
This is a messenger RNA of Syngnathoides biaculeatus (alligator pipefish), 3759 nucleotides long. RefSeq names its product claudin 12 (gene cldn12). The transcript is spliced from 3 exons. The coding region runs from base 213 to 1238 and encodes 341 amino acids. Lineage: Eukaryota; Metazoa; Chordata; Actinopteri; Syngnathiformes; Syngnathidae. The record is from RefSeq and is a predicted model, not a curated record. Gene Ontology annotation, cellular component: plasma membrane.